AUGGAACAAGAUGUCAUAAAUUUGAAAAACCAUACUACUCAAUAUAAAAUACUGAAAGAUGAAGAGAUAAAACAAAAAGCCCUGAAGACAUAUAUGGAUAGCGAUGAGUAUAAAAAAGAAGUUGAAGCAAAUGUAAAGGCAGAAAAACUUUUACAGUUGCAAAACCAAACCGUACAGUAUGAAAACUUAGCACAAGAAAGUAAAAAUAACGACGCGGCUAUGCAAAAGGCAAUGAAAAGCGCAGAAUAUAUAAAAGCUAACAAUGACUGGUUAGAUGCCCAAGCCAACGCUAAAGCAGCCCAACUCAUAGGGUCAAUAAGGACAAAAAUACAAGCGGAUGAAGAUAGUUCAAAUGAAGCUUUAACAAAUGCUGACUUUAAGAACGCUUUCGAAGCUCUUCAUAGUAAGGUGAAACAAGUGAACGACUUCUCAUCUGGAAAGAAACUGAAGUCUGAAGGUUUCGACAAAGAGUUAAAAGAAGUAGCACAAAAUAUGACGAAAAUAACAGAUGCAGCAACGAGACAGGCAGUUCAAAGUGCCUAUGACGCCGUUAGAGCAACUGUUGUGAAAAGUCAAGAAAAAGAGUUACAACAGACCAAAACAGACCUAGUAAAUGCUUUCUUAAAAACGAAAAGUCAGGUAGGACAUUACGCUGCAGAUGGAACAUAUGUGCCAGCUGGUGGAACUUAUAUACCACCAAACCCUCCAAGAGAAGCACCUGCACCAGGACUACCUAGAACAUUUACAUC
Molecule: messenger RNA, 749 nt
Organism: Trichomonas vaginalis G3
Lineage: Eukaryota; Parabasalia; Trichomonadida; Trichomonadidae
Product: protein of unknown function, DUF4106 family
Exons: 1
Source: RefSeq, a predicted model, not a curated record